AUGUUUUAUUUAAUUCGUCCUUCCAGAGAAUCAUGCUACAAUUUUCAAGAGUUCAAAAAUCUUACCAAUUCCUUCAAUUAUACUUCUCCAGGUGUUAAUGUUAAUAUCACAAAAAAUGUUACUCGUUUAGUUAUUGAUUGUUGUCAAAUGUCCGUUAAUAUAUUCAUUAAAAUUUUUAGUGUACUGCCAGAUCUUGAUAUGAUAAGUAUAACGUCAUUACCAUCAACUGUAGAAUUAUUUAUAUCGGAUGACAAUAGCCAAAUAUUUAAUCUCUUCUUAAAGAAUAACAAGAUAACAAAAUUAUCUCUUCGAAAUAUAUCUGGAGUCGAAAAUGUUUAUUUGAUUAUUGAUCUUUUUCCUCGGGUACAAUUUAUUGCGUUGCAACGCGUCAGCAAUGUCGGUUUGAAAUUAAUUAUUCAAUCUACUUUACGAAGAAUUAAAGAGAAUAAUAUUCGUCAUUCUAUGACACUUUGCAUUAUUACUGUUGAAGCAACAAAUGAUAAAGUUGAAAAAUUAAAGACAAUGAUCGAUUCAGAAAAUUUACUGGAGACUUAUCAAUUGUAUCGUCGACUUGAUAAAUUUUAUUUGGAAUGGAAAUGA
Molecule: messenger RNA, 600 nt
Organism: Rotaria sp. Silwood1
Lineage: Eukaryota; Metazoa; Rotifera; Eurotatoria; Philodinida; Philodinidae
Source: the annotation of a GenBank genome assembly